CAUCAAGAGAUAUCCUCCCAGCCAUCCUCCUGCGCUGUAAAUGGUGACUGCACAGAUGGAACCUGUUUGGCGUAUUUCAUAAACUGGUGUGAUGUAGCCAGAACCCUGCUUCGAGCUUUCUUUCGUUCCUCGAUUUCCGAUUCCCAGCUCUGUCGCCGCAAUCAUGCCUCCAGGUUUCGCAAAAAAGGCAGCUGCGGACCCAAAUGACGAUGACUACGUUGCGCAAGUACUCUCAAUGGAGGCGAGGAGCAGCUCCUUGAAGUACUCUUCCCUUGGGAUGGAAGCAUAUGUGCCGAAAAGGCCUACAGGCGCGGCCCCUAAACCCAACACCCGGUUUCUUCGCCAUAUCAUCAAAGAGACCGAUAAUCAUAAUGCUGCGUUGAAGAAGAAGGAGGAAAGGGAGGCCAGAGAGCGAAUGCGACAGCUUCGAAACCCGCCUUCUUCCUCCCACAGGAGCAGUAAAGAUCAUCGUUCUCGCCAAUCCAACACAUCCGACAGCCGAGAUUCACGGCGAGAAAGAAGGGAUGAUCGUGAUGACAGACAUCGUUCUCAUCGACGAAGGCCAAGGAGCCGUUCACCUUCUACAGAGAGGGAACGAUCAUGCACCUCUCGACGAAGACAUGACUCGCGUGACCGUGACGACGACCAGCACAGACGAUCUAGGAAAAGUCAUCGGCGCCGGUCUUACUCCAGAUCGCGGAGUCGAUCUCCACAGAAUGAAAAGGGCAAAAAUUCUCGUCGCCACCGCCAACACCGAAGGCGUUCCAGCUCACCACGAUCUCGCUCCCGGUCCCCUGAAAAGCGAAAGAGCAGAGAUAUACGAAAGCUAUCACCACCACCAUCUACAUCGGCCUUUCGCAACGAGGAAUCAGGGGACGAGUCUGACCCUCUGGAAGAUUUGGUUGGGCCUCUUCCGGCCAAGGAAGCGCCUGUCCGCUCCCGUGGCCGGGGCGCAUACAAACCCAACUCCAGCAACAUCGACGCUCAUUUUGCCGCCGACUACGACCCCACUCUUGAUGUACAACCAGAGGAUGACGAUAUACAGUCAGGUAGCAGGCUAACUCGCCGCGCUGUUGCAGGACUCAUGACGGGAGACGAUGAUUGGGAGGUUGCCCUAGAAGCUCUACGGGAUCGCACACGCUGGAAACAAAAAGGAGAGGAAAGGCUACGAGAAGCGGGCUUCAACAACGAUAUCGUUGAGCGAUGGAAGAACAGCUCCUCCGCGGCGCCAGCCGGAGACUCUGAAGGGAGCUUAGAAAACGUCAAGUGGUCUAAAAAAGGUGAAGGCCGUGAGUGGGAUCGCGGGAAGUUCAUUGAUGACGACGGACAUAUUGACGUCAAGGCUAGCUGGUAGGAGUGCUUUUUCGGAGUAGAAUAUUCAUCCAUGUACAAAUAGCAUACCUUGUAUUGCAUAGUUUUUUGCUGACCCUAGUCUUCCGACGGGCACUACGUACUAUAUAUAUUUUCUGGUUUCCGUGUAAACACACGCAGUAUCGGAACAACAAAAAGUCACUAUUAUUC
Aspergillus ochraceoroseus IBT 24754 is the source of this 1521-nucleotide messenger RNA. RefSeq lists its product as uncharacterized. The transcript has 2 exons. Bases 164 to 1354 code for a protein of 396 amino acids. The record is from RefSeq and is a predicted model, not a curated record. Lineage: Eukaryota; Fungi; Ascomycota; Eurotiomycetes; Eurotiales; Aspergillaceae.